Molecule: messenger RNA, 5196 nt
Organism: Topomyia yanbarensis
Lineage: Eukaryota; Metazoa; Arthropoda; Insecta; Diptera; Culicidae
Exons: 2
Coding region: 1-5196 (1731 amino acids)
Biological process (GO): DNA integration
Molecular function (GO): nucleic acid binding
Source: RefSeq, a predicted model, not a curated record
AUGGCGGACGACCAGGAGAGGCGUCAGCUAGUGCUUCGACGUACGGCACUUCUUGCUUCACUCAGAAGAGCAGGGAUAUUUAUGGCGGAAUACCAGGAGGAACGGGACAGGCUCGAGGUGGCGCUGCGGAUCGAAAACCUGGACGUAAUCCGGCAGGAUCUUGAGGACAUCCAAUCGGUUCUUGAAGGCAUCGAGGAAACAAAUGAAGGUAUAACCCUAAACACCCAAAUUCGCUCUGCAUUUGAAGGGCAGUUUUUCAAAAUAAAGGCUGGUCUGCUGUCAAAACUGCCUCCGUCUAUUCCUGUUGGCAGUGCUCCUCAUCCUACCCCCCCUACAUUUCCCUCCAGUCUUAAGGGUCUCAAACUUCCGACGAUCACGUUGCCUGAAUUCAACGGGGAUUUCAAAGAGUGGUUGGCAUUCCACGACACAUUCCUAGCGUUGAUCCAUUUGAAUCAGGAUGUUCCGGAGAUCCAGAAAUUCCACUACCUCAAGUCAGCGGUAACGGGUGAAGCCGCUCAAAUAAUCGAGUCGUUCGCGAUCAGUGCCACUAAUUAUUCUUUAGCUUGGCAGGCAUUGGUCGGAAGGUAUGCGAACGAGUAUCUCCUGAAGAAACGGCAUCUACAGGCGAUGCUGGAAAUCCAAUGGAUAAAAAAGGAAACUACCGCUUCAUUGCAUGGGAUUGUCGACGAGUUCGAGCGGCAUACCAAAAUCCUGCGGCAGCUUGGAGAGCCAGUGGACGGCUGGAGCACAAUACUGGAACAUUUGCUGUGCGUUCGCAUUCCUGAUGAUACUCUCAAGGCAUGGGAGGAUCAUGCAUCGACAAUAGAGAAGCCAAGUUAUGAAGCCCUUAUUGAGUUCCUGCAUCGACGCAUCCGUGUUCUGGAAUCAAUUUCGGUGAAUCACGUUCAACCUCCACCGCAGUACGUCACGUCCUCUCACGUUUCGGCAACUCGCAAGUCCACCCAGAUGAAACCGUCGCCCAGUACAGCAGUCGACACUCCAGGAAAGUGCUAUGCUUGCUUCGGAGACAGUGCAGGUCCCCCUCGCUCCGACCAAGCUUCAUCCUCUACUGGCAACUUUACACGAGCGUCGACUAACGUGAGUGUAGCUUCGGCAGGUGAUGAGUCAUCUUCUCCCAUGUUAUCUGCAGCCACUUCCAUCCAACCGAGAGAAAUCAACUGCAGUCUGCCACUGCAAGGAACCGGGAAGAACGUGUUUAUGCUCACAGCGGUCAUCGUGGUCAUCGAUCGCUAUGGUAAGGAGCAUUUCGCACGUGCGCUUUUGGACUGCGCAUCUCAACCAAAUCUGAUUACCGAGAAGAUGGUCCAGCUGCUACGACUGAAGCGAAGCAAAUCGAAUGUUAUCGUUCAAGGAAUCGGUGAGCAAUCGCAAAACGCCAGAGAAUCAGUUCACGUCCAGAUCCGGUCCCGAAAGCAGGAUUUUUCGAUGAAUGUUGAGUUUUUAAUACUUCAAAAAGUAACCCCCGAUCUACCCGUCCACGAUAUUCCAGUGGACUACUGGAAGCUUCCUUCAAAUCUGUUCCUGGCGGAUCCCCAAUUCCAUAAACGUACGCCAAUUGACAUGAUCCUAGGAAUCGAGCAUUUCUUCUCAUUCUUUCCAACGGCAAACAGGAUUCAACUACCUAAAUCUCUUCCGAUGCUUGUCGAUAGUGUUUUCGGAUGGUUAAUUUCCGGCUCAGCUGAUAAGGUUCCUUCAGCUAAACAGAAUCCUCCCUGUAGCAUCGUAGCUGUUUCCCUAUUCACGCUUGAAGAGAGCGUCGAACAGUUUUGGAAGGUUGAAGAGCUACAAGCCCGGUCUGCCUAUUCGUUGGAAGAAAGGCGAUGCGAAGAAUCAUUUUCAUCUACCACAACGAGAACAACAGAUGGACGAUACAUGGUACGUUUACCCCGCCAACCCAACUUCAACGAGCUGAUUGGAGAUUCCAGAUCUAUGGCACUCCGUCGGUUUCUCCUCCUGGAAAAACGACUUGCACGGAAUCCUGAACUGAAGAAUGAAUACCACAAGUUUAUGGAAGAAUACCUCUCCCUUGGACACAUGCAGCGUGUUCGAGAAGACGACGGACAGUAUUCCCAAGCAUACUACCUCCCGCAUCACCCGGUAGUGAAGGAAGCCAGCACAACGACGAAAGUACGUGUGGUUUUCGACGCGUCGGCCAAGACCUCUACAGGCUCAUCUCUCAACGAAGCUCUACUAGUAGGUCCUGUGGUGCAGGAUGAUCUCCUAUUGACCAUUCUUCGGUUCCGGACAUUUCCCGUGGCGUUGGUGAGUGAUAUCGCCAAAAUGUACCGGCAAGUUUUGCUCCAUCCCGACGAUACACCUUACCAGAGAAUUCUGUGGCGAUCCGACCCGGCCGAUCCAAUCCAAUGCUAUGAGUUGUUGACUGUUACGUAUGGCCUGAGCCCAUCAUCCUUUCUAGCCACACGCACGUUGCAACAGCUGGCUAACGAUGAAGGCGAUUCCUAUCCGCUGGCCGGACCCGCUGUUCGGAAGAGUUUCUACAUAGAUGACUUCAUCGGAGGAGCACAGUCCAUCACAGAAGCAAUCCAGUUAAGGACAGAACUCAGUGAACUCCUGGCGAAAGGCGGUUUUCCACUUCGAAAAUGGACAUCUAAUCAGCUACCAGUGCUGGCAGGUCUGUCACCCGAUGAAAUUGGUACCCAAUCAUCAAUUCAGUUUGACAAGCACGAGACGGUGAAAACACUAGGAAUUUCCUGGGAACCUGAGCCUGAUAUCCUUCGCUUCGACUCCGAGAUUCGCCAACACAAGCAUGCACCAACGAAACGAUCGAUCCUUUCGGCAAUCUCUCAACUGUUCGACCCAUUGGGGUUAAUAUCGCCGAUUGUCAUCAAGGGUAAGAUGCUAAUGCAACGUUUGUGGCUGCUACCAUGUGCUUGGGACGACGAGGUACCCAAUCAUAUAGCGACGUCCUGGGAGAAAUAUGCAGCACAACUUCCAAAGGUGGCAAAUUUCCGCAUCAGCCGUUACGCCCUACUACCAAACUCCACCAUCCAGCUUCAUACGUUUUCCGAUGCAUCGGAAUCGGCGUACGGUGCGUGUACUUAUGCCAGAUGUGUCGACUCCUCGGGACAGAUUCGUGUUCAACUGCUUGCUUACAAAUCCCGAGUCGCACCUUUGAAGAAAAUUACACUACCUCGCCUAGAACUGUGUGCUGCAGACAUUGCAGCCAAAUUACACACCCGGAUCGUCGAGGCGCUCCAAACUCCCAUCGCUGGUUCGUAUUUUUGGUCCGACUCCACCGUAACCCUGCAAUGGCUGCGAGCACCUCCUAAUACCUGGAAAACGUUUGUGGCGAACCGAGUAUCGGAGAUACAAAGCUCUACGCAUGGAGCCUUUUGGAAUCACGUAGCCGGAACAGAAAAUCCCGCGGACCUAAUAUCACGCGGCAUGCACGUCGACGACUUUCUGGUCAGCAAAUUGUGGAAGGGAGGUCCCAAUUGGCUGUCGAAUCCAAGAACGAAAUGGCCAGUCUUAAAAUUUACUGAAUACCCAGAAGACGGGAAGGAACGCAGAAAGCUGAUUACAGCCGUCACAAGGACUCAAGUGAUAUGCAGUACCAUCAAUCCGAUCUUUGCCAGAUUUUCAUCCUACGAACGUUUGCUUCGAUCUACAGCCUACAUCCUUCGAUUCAUCGCCAAUGCUCGCUGUAAAGCGCGCACGCAACCGCUCCCCCUUACUGGUCCGAUUCCCAGUAUCUCGCUUAAUGUGAAGCACCUGAACAACGCAGAACAAAAACUGACUCAGCUGGCUCAAGCAGAUGCAUUCGACGAGGAGAUCCAAAAUUUGCAGCAUAACAAGGCCGUCGGAAAGCGUUCUGCAAUCCGUCUACUGACUCCGUUUCUAGACCCUGAGGGAACUAUACGUGUAGGGGGGAGACUUAAACUUUCAGACCAGCCAUUUCUAUUCAAACAUCCCGCCCUAUUGCCCAGCAACCAUCCCCUCACUCGUUUAAUUGCCAAAUCCUACCACAUAUCACUUAUUCACGGUGGCGGCCGCCUAACACUUGCGGCUAUACGAGAAAAAUACUGGCCAGUCAACGGGCGACGACUGGUUCGCAGCAUCCUUCGCAGCUGUUUCCGUUGCGCCAGAGCCCAGCCUGUCCCGACCACUCAACAGAUUGGUCAACUUCCCCUGCAUCGAGUAGCACCCAGUCGACCGUUUGCCAUUUCUGGUGUGGAUUAUGCAGGACCAGUCUACUUGAAGCCGGUACACAAGCGAGCUGCUGCAACUAAGGCUUACAUCAGCAUCUUCGUCUGCUUCUGCACCAAGGCGGUGCACAUCGAGUUGGUGAGUGACCUGUCGACGCAAGGCUUCCUGUCGGCACUUCGUCGUUUCAUCGCUCGUCGUGGACUACCGAGUGACUUGUACUCUGACAACGGAAAGAACUUCGAAGGCGCCGCCAACGAACUGGAUGAAGUCUACCGAAUGCUGCAAGAUGAGUCGCAGAUGCGACAAAUUACGUCUGAUCGAGCCUGUGAACGUAUCACUUGGCACUUCAAUCCGCCGAAGGCCCCACAUUUUGGAGGAUUGUGGGAGGCGGCGGUCAAGGUGGCCAAACAUCAACUGUACCGACAGCUCGGCAAUUCAAAGCUGUCUUUCGAAGAUUUAACCACCCUGCUAACGCAGAUCGAAGCGAGCAUGAACUCGCGCCCUAUCGUACCACUGAGUGAGGACCCGAAUGACAUCGCUGCGCUAACUCCUGCGCACUUCCUGAUCGGUAGCACAAUGCACUCCCUGCCCGAACCAGAGUUGCAUCGAUUGCCACUGAACCGUCUGGACCAUUAUCAACGUCUACAACGAAUCUAUCAGCAGUUCUGGUAUCAUUGGCGGACAGAAUACCUUCAAGAGCUGCAACGAGACUCUAAGGUUUGUCAUCCCAAUGCAGACAUUCAACCGGGGAGACUCGUAGUGCUGACUGACGAACUUCAAAUGCCGGUGAAGUGGCCAUUGGCUCGAAUAAUUGCCGUUCACCCAGGCAAAGACAAGCUGGUGAGAGUUGCUUCACUGCGCACUAGCCGGGGAGUCAUCGUACGGCCAAUCACCAAAAUCUGCUUGCUUCCGCUGGAAGAACGGGAUGCCGAAUUACCGCACGGAGACGAUCAACCCACAACCCGCCCUGCGGAAUCCCAGGAGGAUCACACCGGAGGAGAACACUAA